CGUCAGUCCACUGUACAACAACUCCCAACUCCCGUACUGCAAUAGGAAGUUCACAUCGCUCCCCCCUCCCCUCCGUCCAAUCUCCCUCCCCCGCCAACCAAGCCCUACCAGUGCCAUCGGCGACUGGCCGGGCCACUACCAACAAGCUGCCAUACAAACGCUCUCCCCCCCUCUCCGCGCUGUGCUACUUUCCUACUCACACACGCCUCCGAUAACCCAAUCCCUCCGAUAACCUAAUCCUCAGCCCCAGCCACUGAAAAUCCGCUGCUCCGGAACUCCGCAUAACCCCGCUACUUGCACUCACCCCACCAUCAACCUCCCCAACUAUGCCGCCCACCCCCUCAGCCGCCCUCCUCCGCCACUCCGCAACGGCUCUUCUACGGCGAGGUUCUAACUUGGCUACUCCUCAGCACGCCCUCGCCCGCCUCCCGCGCGCCCUCUCAUCCGCAUUAUUCCACACCUCCCCAGCGCCCCGCCUCCCCGUCCCAGCCGCAAAAAAGCAGCUGCAACGUCCCAUCGUCGUCAACUUUCCCUCAGGCGAGGAGAAGGAGUUACCGACGAGAUGGUUGAGGGAUCAUUGCCAUUGCGCCGAGUGCGUGAAUCAGGAUACGCUGCAGCGGUCGUUUGAUUCGUUUACGAUUACGGAUAAGACGCCGCAGAAUGUUAGGUCCAAGGAGGAUGGGUUAGAAGUCAUAUGGCAAGAAACCGGCCACAAAAGCUUCUUUUCCUGGGAAUGGCUAGCGACAAACAUGCACAAGAAGCCCUCCGCGCCGAAAUACACCUUCUGGGGCGCGGAGAUCGCGAAGAGUCCGCCGGAUGUGCAUUAUGAUGAGGUUAUGGCGAGUGAUACCGGGGUGGGGAAGUGGACGGCUAAGAUUCUCAAACAUGGAUUUUGCUUCGUGGAUGGCUGUCCGGUUUCUCCUGAGAAGACGGAGGAGCUGCUUAAUCGGAUUGCCUUUAUUAGGGAGACUCAUUAUGGCGCCUUCUACGACUUCACCUCCGACCUAACCAUGAAAGAUACCGCCUACACCACCCUCGCCCUCCCCGCCCACACCGACACAACCUACUUCACCGACCCCUCCGGCCUGCAACUCUUCCACCUCCUCUCCCACUCCGGUCACGGCGGCGCCUCCCUCCUCGUCGACGGCUUCUCUUGCGCCUCCCAACUCCUCUCCCGCGACCCUCGCGCAUACGACAUCCUCUCCCGCGUCCCUGUUCCUUGGCACGCUAGCGGGAAUGAGGGGGUGGUGAUUACCCCGGCGACUUGGGUACCGGUGUUGACCCUGGAUGGAGAGGGGGGUGUGAGGCAGUUGAGGUGGAAUAAUGAUGAUCGCGCGAGUAUGCCGGUGGAGAACGCAGGGGUGGAGUAUGAGGAGUGGUUUGAGGCGGCGAGAGUGUGGAAUGAGAUUAUUACGGAGGGGAGGAAUGAGUAUUGGGGGCAGCUUGUGCCGGGACGGCCUGUUAUCUUUGAUAACUGGCGGGUUAUGCAUGCGCGCUCGGCGUUUGAGGGGAAGCGGAGGAUGUGUGGUGGAUACAUUAACCGCGACGACUUCAUCUCGCGGUACUGGAACACGAAUUUCUCGCGCGAGGAAGUGUUGAAGCGGAUUAUCUAGAUGUACUGGAUAUGCUCGCAGAUGACAUCUACAACAUACAGAAACUUAAAACAUGGACGCGAGGGGUCUAGAUGAUUAUAUUUACACACCUAUAUAUGUACAUACGUAGACGCAUCUGAUGAUGAAUGAAGAUAUUGAUCUGAUACGGGUGCGACCCCUUCUAUGUAAUCUAGUGAUAAACAACUAGUAUAAUA
Messenger RNA from Pseudogymnoascus destructans, 1807 nucleotides. RefSeq lists its product as uncharacterized. Bases 327 to 1613 code for a protein of 428 amino acids. Gene Ontology annotation, molecular function: iron ion binding; trimethyllysine dioxygenase activity. Lineage: Eukaryota; Fungi; Ascomycota; Leotiomycetes; Thelebolales; Thelebolaceae. The transcript has 9 exons. Gene Ontology annotation, biological process: carnitine biosynthetic process. The record is from RefSeq and is a predicted model, not a curated record. Gene Ontology annotation, cellular component: mitochondrion.